GUUGGCAUGUCUUUGACCGCAACAUACUGACCAGUUACCCAGGGCCGCAUGCCGCCCCGCAGCGCAUCGUUCAACACGACCGACCAUACUCAGGGUCUCACACCACCCCGUAGCGCAUCUUUUACCAUGCUCGACCAGCUUGGUAAAAAAGGGGAAGCGACAAUGAUGGCGAUUCCACGAGAUGUACGCAUCAAGUAUCCCAUUCGACCGGCUGCCAAUGCGGCAGAAGGUGUUCUCAAGACUGCUGUCAUGGGAGAUGACGGGGCGGAUGAGCGAACGAGAAGCUUCCAAAUAAAGGCAAAACUCCUUGCGGCCCUUACAGUCCUCAUCAUAUACGUCAUGUUCUGGUCUCGCCUUGCAUUGGCCAUCCCUCUUCCACCGUCCCAAAUCCUAUCACUGUUCCUUCCAGUCCUAUUGGGUGGUUUGGUCCGACCAUUGACACCUUACCCACUGCUUGCCAUGCUGCUAACGGGUCUAGUUCUCCGCAACCUCCUUCCUAAUUGGGUUGGAAACCCACCACAUCAAAUCGCAAAAGCAUUCUUUUCUUUUGCUCUAUCAACGGUAGUUUCAAGAGCUGGAUUGGCAAUUUCAUUAUCGACAUUUAUCUCUCAUGUACGUGCCACGCUGGCUGUCGGAGUUCUACCUGUGAUUGUCGAAGCAGGAUGGUUGAGCAUACUUUCACAUGGAGUGUUUGGUUUACCCUGGGAAUGGGCUUUCAUACUUGGGACGGGCGUCGCUAGUGUGAGCCCUGGUGUCGUUGUUCCCCUGCUGUUGGGUCUUGUAGACGGGGGUGAUGCUCGAUGGAAAUCAAAUAGGACUGUCAGGAUUCUGUUGGCGGCGACUGGAGUGGAUGUUUUAAUUGCGACAACCGCAUUUGGAGUUGCUGUUGCGGUUGUGGAAGGUGUGCUAGAGGGGCGUGGCAUUGGGCGAUGGUGGGUCGUGAGAGGGCUCUUGGAGGUGGGAAUGGGCGUGAGCGUGGGAGCAAUUUUGGGCGUAUUGGCCUGGUCACUCAAAAAGUGGAUCGGAAGGGACGUGAUCCUGUUUUGCCUUUCUACAGCUUGGAUGAUGGGAGCCAAGGCCUGGCGGUUUCCGGGGGCUGCUACGUGUGGGACCAUCUGCGCUUGGGCCGUCGCUGGCAACGUAUGGAGCAAGGGGGAUGUGGAAAGGGCUGACAAACGGUUAAAAACAGUCUGGUAUUGCGCAGAACCAUUUCUCUUUCCUGUCAUUGGUGCAUCCAUUUCUCUCGCCUCGUUCGAUACGCCCACACUUGUCCUGUCUCUCACCUGUGUGGCAUGCUCCAUAUGCAUCAAACUCUCGACAGCAUAUGUAGCAGCACGGUGGGGCGGACUGGAUAAAGAUGAAGCAACGUUCUUGUCUGGGGUGUGGACGGGAAAGGCUAGCGUACAGGCGGCAUUGAGUAGCACACCGCUGACACUGAUUCAAACCUACCACCUCGAAUCUGAACCAGACUUUGCCUAUGCUCACAUUGUGUUUGCGGGUAUGGUCAGUGCGAUCCUAAUUGGCGCUCCCAUAGCGUCUGGGUGGGUCGCCAUGUAUCGGAAUAACGAGGGAAAACAAAAAGAGAUGGCUCAUGCUACGGUGAUUGGCGAUGAAGUCGUGUGAUAUAGAAUGAGACGGUUGUGAGCUAGUUCUUGGGUGCAAAAUAAAAUGAGAUCGCUUCAUAGAGAAUGUGAAGCGCAAAGUAUCUAGAGCGCAAUCAAAUAGACUGG
Molecule: messenger RNA, 1730 nt
Organism: Spizellomyces punctatus DAOM BR117
Lineage: Eukaryota; Fungi; Chytridiomycota; Chytridiomycetes; Spizellomycetales; Spizellomycetaceae
Exons: 4
Coding region: 49-1623 (524 amino acids)
Source: RefSeq, a predicted model, not a curated record